AUGGGUUCUGGCAAAUUGGAAUUGGGGAUUAUCUUCCUCACUCAGACUGCAGUUGGGAUCCUUGGAAAUUCAUCCCUCCUUUGUCUUUACAGUUUUACUCUGCUCACUGGACACAAGGUGAGACCUACAGACCUGAUUCUCAACCAACUGGUCUUUGCCAACUCCUUGGUCCUUUUCUCCAAAGGGAUACCUCAAACUAUGGUGGCUUUUGGAUUAAAAUAUUUCCUGGAUAAUGCUGCACGUAAACUUGUCUUUUAUUAUCACAGAAUGGGCACAGGAGUUUCCUUCAGCACUAUCUGUCUUCUUAAUGGUGUCCAGGCCAUCAAGCUCAACCCUAGUAUUUGUAGAUGGAUGAAUCUCAAGCUAAGAUCCCGAAAUUUCAUUGGCUUCUGCUGUUUCCUGUGCUGGAUCCUGCAUCUCUUGGUGAAUUCAUGUAUGCCUAUAAUAGUGAAUGGCCCAUUAAAAUGCAAAAACCUUAGUGUGGAAAACAAUUGUGGAUACUGUUCCUGGACAAUGCCAGGGAGAUUUAGCUCAUUAUAUACUGUCAUAUAUUUUUCCCCCGACUUUAUGAGUUUGGUCUUCAUGGUGUGGGCCAGUGGCUCCAUGGUCUUCAUCCUGCUCAGGCACAAAAAGCGAGUCCAACAUAUUCAUAGCAACAGAGUCCCUCCCAGACUUUCCCAUGAGGCCAGGGCCACAUAUGCUAUCCUAAUCCUGGUGAGUUCCUUUGUUACCUUUUAUUCAAUCUAUGCUAUUUUGACUCUUUGGAUGACACUGGUUACAAACCCAGGCCAGUGGAUGGUAAACAUCUCUGUGCUCAUAGCCUCAUGUUUUCCAGCAUUCAGCCCUUUUGUGCUCAUGAUCACUGACACCAGAAUCUCAGUUCUGCUUUGCCUGAAGGUCAAGAACAAAUCGUUUUCCUCAUCUAGUUACAGUGCCAUGAAUCUGUAA
Equus caballus (horse) is the source of this 948-nucleotide messenger RNA. RefSeq names its product vomeronasal 1 receptor 1 (gene VN1R1). Gene Ontology annotation, biological process: G protein-coupled receptor signaling pathway. Gene Ontology annotation, molecular function: pheromone receptor activity. Lineage: Eukaryota; Metazoa; Chordata; Mammalia; Perissodactyla; Equidae. Gene Ontology annotation, cellular component: membrane. The record is from RefSeq and is marked provisional.